Messenger RNA from Medicago truncatula (barrel medic), 1441 nucleotides. Its product is annotated as protein AF-10. The transcript is spliced from 2 exons. The coding region runs from base 166 to 1134 and encodes 322 amino acids. The record is from RefSeq and is a predicted model, not a curated record. Lineage: Eukaryota; Viridiplantae; Streptophyta; Magnoliopsida; Fabales; Fabaceae. Gene Ontology annotation, biological process: regulation of transcription by RNA polymerase II.
AUUCCCACGCAUUUUCCUCUCCCUCCCAGUUUCAAUUCAAAUUCCCGCAAAACCAAAAAAACUUUCCUUUCUUAAUCAAAAUCAAAUCCUUAAAUUAAUAACACCAAUCCUUCAUCCCAAAACCUCAUUCUCAUAUCUCAACCCUAAAUCAAAAACAAUCCAAACAUGGAUUUCACCAAAAACAUCACCGACCUACCACCCAACAAACGACUAAGAUUCAUUUAUCAGCAGCAACAACAACAGGAAGAACAGGAUCUUAGUCAUUGUUCACUCUUACCCACCAAAAAACGCAAAGAAUCUCGUAACUCAUCACUUUUUCACACCCCACCUUCAUCACCAACACCCCCACCAUCUACUUAUUCUCUACCCACCAAAAAAAGAAUAACCGCCCUUCAACCCCACCUUCACCACCACAAUAACAUCCCAAACGAUGCUGUUCCGCUCAUCGAUCUCAACGUCGAAUACAGUCCUUCUCUCCCAUCAGCCACCCCAAUCGAAAAACAAUCUCAAAAACAGGACAUUGAAUUUGAAGUCGAUGAUGAUGAAAUUUUAUGCUGUGUGUGCCAUAGCACAGACGCUAAUGCUGAGGAUCCAAUCGUUUUCUGCGACGGUUGUAACUUAAUGGUCCAUGCUUCCUGCUAUGGUAACCCUCUGGUGAAACAGAUCCCAGAUGGUGACUGGUUUUGCGAUCAGUGUCGUUUUAAAAACGACAUUGAUACUGACACCGGUCCAAUUCGUUGCUCCCUCUGUCCUACGAAAGAGGGAGCAAUGAAACAAACAACAGAUGGAAAGUGGGUCCAUCUGGUUUGUGCUUUACUUGUGCCUGAAGUGUUUUUUGUGGAUCCAGAAGGGAGAGAAGGGAUUGAUUGUUCUAAAAUUCCAAAGAAGAGGUGGUUGGAGAAGUGUUAUGUAUGUGGGUGCUUUGAUGGAUGUGCUUUGGUUUGCUCUGAACAGAAGUGUGGUUUGGGUUUUCAUAUUACCUGUGGAAUCAAAGAGGAUCUUUGUAUUGAGUAUAAGGAAGGGAAGAAAGGUGCUACUGUUGUUGCUGGUUUCUGUAAAACCCACUCUCAGAUCUGGGAAAAGAACAAGGGAUCUGGGAAAUACAAAAUUGUUGCAGUUGAAGAUAAAGAGUAGCAAGAUUGGUAGCCGAGGUCUUUUAAUUCUGUUAAUCUUCUUAGGGAAUUCCACAGUUGGAUACUUUAGGAGUUCAUUUGAGUUUGUUUUAGCUUUUUUUAGUGUCGAAUCUUCUUCGGAUGAAGACAGAUUACAACAGUACUUAUCUUACUUUUGAUUUUGGUGGAAACAGCAUUUAGUUUACCUGAGAUUGGAAUGGAACAAUAACAUUUGAAUGCAUACAAUAGUUUAUAAAUUUACGGUGUAGCAUUAUGCAUACUUGUCAAUUGGUUUUAUUGAAGUUUGAUGGCUGCAAAUGUGAAAAUCA